CAUCACUAGUAAACUCGGUGGAAGAAGAAGGCGUGGGCUUGAGUUGGUUGAACUUCUUUUUCUUACGCAGCGGCGAUAAAGCUGACUGCUUGUGUACAUUUAUCUAACAACUGAAAUACAGCGCAGAGAGGUCGGAAUGACCUGGAGCACCAGGAGGUUGUGGCGGCCUCAUCAAUAGUGGUCAACACGGCGGGGGACCUGCGGACCUCCAUCUGCAGGGUGGUCAUCUAUCUCCAAAGGGACAUGUCUGGGGACAGCUGCCUACCCCAGGACCUCAGCAAGUCCGAAACCACCUCCCCAGACCUUCCUCUGGCUUGUCCCAAGACCAAGACCUGUAGUCAUCACGGAGCAGUGGGCUUAGGCAACAAGUAUGUUCGGCUCAACGUUGGAGGGAUGCUGUUUUAUACGACGCUGCAGGUGCUGACCAAGCAAAACUCCAUGCUGAAGGCUAUGUUCAGUGGAAAGAAGGAAGUGUUCACAGAUAAAGACGGUUGGAUCCUGAUCGACCGCAGCGGGAAGCACUUUGGCAGCAUCCUGUGUUACCUUCGAGAUGGCAGAGUUGCCUUACCCAAAGGUCGACAGGCCGUCCAGGAGCUGCUGGUCGAGGCAAAGCAUUUCCUCGUCCAGGGCCUAGUGGAGCUCUGCCAAAACUCGCUGCAGGGUAAUAAAGAGCAGCCCAUGUGUGUUAUACCUGUAGUCACCUCAAUUAAGGAAGAAGAGAAGCUCAUCCAGUCUUCUACCAAGCCUGUCGUGAAGCUGGUAUACAACAGAAGCAACAACAAGUACUCCUACACCAGCAACUCUGACGACCACCUGCUGAAGAACAUCGAGCUGUUCGACCGGCUGUCUCUCAGCUUCAACGGCCGCAUCCUCUUCAUCAAAGACGUCAUCGGGGACGAGAUCUGCUGCUGGUCCUUCUAUGGCCAGGGUCGCAAGCUGGCUGAGGUUUGCUGCACCUCCAUCGUCUACGCCACUGAGAAGAAGCAGACCAAGGUGGAAUUCCCUGAAGCGCGAAUCUACGAGGAGACUCUGAACACCUUGCUUUACGAGACGAUGCCGCUGCCCGACAACUCCCUGCUCGAGGCCACGCGUCGGAGAUACAACAACUGUGGCUCUCACAGCGAGGAGGAGGAGGGGCCUGGAGGUCCAGAACUGCGCGAGCGUGUCCGUAGAAUCCACGUCAAGAGGUACAGCACAUACGACGACAGGCAGCUGGGACACUAGGACCGCUGGACAGACCGCAGCUUUUUCUUUUGAUGAUGAUGAACUUAAAGUCCGAUGGAUGCUCAUAUGUUUUUCUUUUAUUACUUUCUGCCGUCUCAGAGGUGCAAGUGAUGGCCUCAGUGAAACUGCACGUGACUGUAGAUGUUCUCUGCUCAUUCUUACUUUACACAUCAUCAGGAUUCAGAGCAGCGUUAAACACCGAAUACCUGCAGCUUUUUCUUUUCUAAUCAAAUUUACAUUUUGAAGUGCAACAAAGAAAACCACUACCAUGCACUGUUUAUUAGAACCAUCAUAGCACACGUAGCAGCAAAGCACGUUUCACAUUUAUUGACUGUAUUUUUCACAGACGCAUUCCCAGGUUGUUGUUUGCCGGUGACAAAUCUGUUGGAUUUACUGGAAAUGCUUUGCCUCGAAGGUGUUUUAAUGGAGUUUUUCAUAAAGCCUCUAAGAUAAAA
Messenger RNA from Pundamilia nyererei, 1679 nucleotides. RefSeq names its product tumor necrosis factor, alpha-induced protein 1 (endothelial) (gene tnfaip1). The record is from RefSeq and is a predicted model, not a curated record. Gene Ontology annotation, molecular function: protein binding; ubiquitin-protein transferase activity. Bases 244 to 1224 code for a protein of 326 amino acids. Gene Ontology annotation, biological process: proteasome-mediated ubiquitin-dependent protein catabolic process; protein homooligomerization; protein ubiquitination. Lineage: Eukaryota; Metazoa; Chordata; Actinopteri; Cichliformes; Cichlidae. The transcript has 7 exons. Gene Ontology annotation, cellular component: Cul3-RING ubiquitin ligase complex.